This is a messenger RNA of Cydia strobilella, 4097 nucleotides long. It is a transcript of the gene Nrt, whose product is annotated as neurotactin. Lineage: Eukaryota; Metazoa; Arthropoda; Insecta; Lepidoptera; Tortricidae. Bases 174 to 2423 code for a protein of 749 amino acids. The record is from RefSeq and is a predicted model, not a curated record. The transcript is spliced from 7 exons.
CUCGCCGGUCGCCGCGCAAACGGCGCAAGUGAGUGGUGCAACGCGAAACGCGAAAUCGACCGGCCUAAGUGACAUGGCGUUACUUUAGCGCAAUUUAAUUCAGAAUUAUUUUGUAUAAAUCACAAAAAAGUACGCUGUUAUUGUAUCAACCAUAGCCAUUAUAUGAACGUAUCAUGAGUACAUUGGAUAUAAAUAAAAUGGAGGGUGAGGAAGAAAAUAAGACGCCCGAUAAGAAACAAAUCGAGGUGGAAGAAAAGGAGGUGAUGUUGAAGACUGAGAGCGAGAACAAUGAAAUUAAUGCUGAAAUAAAGGCAGAGGGCGAAGGGCUGGUGAAGGCGGCAUUGUCACAGGAGGUGAUUGAGCAGGGGAGGGAGGUGAAACCCAAGUUUAUUCCUAUUGGUGCCAUUAAAAUGCCCGGGUUUUUCACCAGAAACUCUGACAAAGCAAAGGAUGAUGAAGUCAUUGAGAAGGAUGCAGAAAAUGAAAAGACGGAGGAGAGCAAGCCCAAACGCAACCACUUCCAGUUUCUGCACACAUGCCCCUUCACCAAGUUCCUGCACCACCCCACUCAGAAUGAUAAAGAUGGUACCAUUGUAGAAGAAAAAAAAGGUAUUCGCUUACCAAAAAUUAAUGUGGAUUACCAAAAAUACUUCCAAAAGAGGUCCAACAAAGACCCUGAGGCAACCCUUGCUUCCAUGGAGACAUUGGAAGACAAGCUAGACACACCUAAUGAUGGAAUGGAAAAUGUUAAAUUAGAUCCAGAAGAAGCUGUUGAUGGCAAAGUGGCCACGAAACUGCCUUUCAAAGAAAGAAUUCGACAGAAGAAGUUAAUAAUUGACGACCUGAUCGUGGGUGCGGUAGUGGUGCUGGUGCUGCUGGCCGUGGUGGUGGGCGUCAUCGUGGGCGCCAGCGCCGGCCCGCCCGCGCAGCGCCCGCUGCGGCUCGGCCGCUACAUGACCACGCUCUCCUCCUGCGGGCCCCUAGAGGGUAUCUUGGAUGAAGGCGUAUACAAGUUCUACAGCAUUCCUUACGCCGUGCCGCCCAUCGGUGACUUGAGGUUCACGUAUGCUCAGCCACUUAACAAUAUAUCGCUGUGCUGGAACGGCACUCUUCAAACCCACAAGCCUGGGCCGCUCUGCAUGCAGUUCAAAGAAAACGAACGAACUAUCAUAGGCGAAGAAGACUGCUUAACGCUGGAUGUGGUCACUCCUCACGUCAGGUACGAUUCUCCCCUGCCGGUGGUCGUUCUGAUAGGAGCCGACACUCUGGCCGGCGGCAUCAGUCCCGCUCAACCGUCCGCUCUGUACGCCCGCACCAAGGAGGUGGUUUUCGUGCGACCCAAUUUCAGACUCGGGCCCUUCGGGUUUUUGGCUCUCGACAUUCUCUCCAAAACCAAAUAUCCGGAGACCUCUGGCAAUUACGGCCUGAGCGAUCUGCUAGUCGCGUUACGUUGGGUGAAGUCGAAUAUUCAUCACUUCGGCGGCGACCCCGACUCCGUCACGCUGCUCGGGCACCGCGCCGGCGCCACGCUCGCCGCCGCGCUCACCACCGUGCCCAAAGCUCAGAAGUUGUACUCUAGAGCUUUCCUCUCGUCCGGCUCCGUCAUAUUCCCCGGCAAACACCUGAAAGAUUCAUACCCACUAAAUGAGGAAUUCAAACAGAACAGCAAAUGCAACGACGCCGCCUGUUUACGCCGCAUGAAGCCGGAGGCGGUGAUGACGGCCGUGCCGGCCACGUGGCUCGGGUCCGACGUCGGCAUCCUUCCGAAGACGAACGAGAUGAAACACUCGUGGCUGGUCCUGGACGGCGUGUUCGUGACGCGCCACGCGUUCGAGGCCUGGGACGUCCAGAAGGAGUCGAAAGAGACCGGCAAGGAGCGAGCGUUCAAGCCGAUGGUGUUCGGAACGACCGCGCACUCGGGCCACUCGGACCUCCUCCGUAUGAAACACCUGAACUGGACCGCCGAGCACGUGGAGAGCGUCGUCAACGACAGCGUGAUCGGCGACAAGAACCUGACCGGCGCGGUGUACGCGCACGUGAACAGGACGUACACGGGGCUGGUGGAGCUGGUGUCGGCGGUGCGCACGCUGUGCCCGCUGGUGAGCCUGGCGCGGCUGCGGCUGGGCGCGGCGCUGUACGUGGUGGUAGGCGCGGGCGCGGGCAGGGCGGGCUCGGGGCUGGCGGGCGUGGACGCCGACCUGGAGGCCAUCCUGGGGACCUUCGACUCGGAGGUGGUGGAGCAGCGGCGCUUCAUGGCCGCCAUGCAGCAGCUGUUCUACUACUUCGUGUGGAACGGGCGCCUGCCCGCGCCCGAGACCGGCCUCAUGGAGGUUGGCCAGGACGUGCUGCCACUGCACGGGCUGCCCCUCUGCGACCUGCUCAUCCGGGAGGAUAUAGUGCCGAGGUAUGCUCACGUCGAUUAGCCUCGCGUGGAUCGGGAUUCACAAUCCUUUGAUUUAAAAAAAAACUUCGUAGGUUCUCGUAAACAGGGUUGCGAGACCCUGCUCAAUUAUUAUCCUUAUGUUUGUUGCGUUGUCUCAGCUAGAAAUCACAGCCAGGCGUUGGUUUUAAGAAUCAUUUUUUAAUUUAAUGCACGCAUGAAAAUAAGCCCCUAGCUUAAUAUGUGUGAAGCUAACAGUUUUAGCACAAUCGGAUUAGGACUAACCUCGAACUCUCUAGAAGUCCAAGAUGGUACACAUUUUCCAAGAUGGCGGCUGUUCUUCGAGGUCCCCAAAUGUCAAAUAGUGUGGACAUGAAAAUGAGACCUUUAAUUAACAUACAUACCAAAUUUCAGGACUCUUCUAGAGAUUUCGAGGUCAGGCCUAAUCCGAUUGUGCUAUUACCCGUAUUAGGAUUUUUAAAAAAAAACAAUACAAAAUGGUGAAAUUCCAAACCCCAAUGAGACUGAUAUGAUUUUCAUUAAAAUACUCAAAAUAAAAUAUUGAUCUCCACAAUUUACCAUUUAUUAUGAGAUUUGUAAUUUUUCAACAGUAUUAAGUAUGACUUUCGCUUAAUUAUUAAAAGAUCUUAACGAAUCUACAUGUAAUGUAAUUAGCUCUAAGAUUACUUUGUAAGGUCCGAGGACGCCCAUCUAAUUCUGCAUGAAACCAAAGUAUUUUGUAUAAGUGUAAGACGUAUUUAUUAUAGUCAUUUUAGCUUUUGUUUUGUGGUUGUUAUAUGAAUAUGACCAAAAAGUACAAUAGCACCUAGUCACGUGUUGUCAUAGUUCUCCAGAAAUUAGUUUGAUUUAACUACACAAUCUUAAUGCAAAUAACUAGUCAAUUUUAUGGGCAACUUGUCACCAUAAUAAACUAUGCACUAAAUUGUGUGUUUAUAGUUUAUGUAUACGGUAAAUUUUGGUAGACUACAUCAUUAGUUAAUGGCUCCUCAGUCCUCUACACGAUGGCCCAACGUAGGCCAAUCUAAGGGACGCAGCUAUGCGGUGGAAUGAGAUAGCAAUAUCACUUGCUCCCUCUAACGCAUAAAUGCGCCCCUUAGAUUGGCCUACGUUGGGUCAUCGUGUAGAGGAGCCAUAAGAUGCUAUUCCGUCUGUCUGAUAUCUUGGUCCAAUGUGUGUUUGCAUCUCACAUUUUACUUAAUGAAAGAUUAAAACGCAAUGCACAUUGGACAAAGAAAUUGUACAGGUGAGGGAUACCAUCCUUACCAACAAAGAUCAUACAAAUCGAACAUUGGAACUGGUAUUGAAGGGUGUGCUACAGUAUCUACACAUAAUGAAUGUGAUUUGAUUUUAAGUCUGAUAAUUCCAAAGAGUGAUUUUUUGUACACUAUAGGUAAUUUAUGUUUUGGUUCAUGCUUAAUAGAUAGACUAUUUGUAAGAAUUUGUAUUCGUGUAAAGAGUCAUGAUGAUUGAAAUGCGUCGUUGUGCUCGCAAAUACUGCAAUGAGCAGGUUUUUGGAAGGUAGAAGGAAUGCACCGAUGGCCCGACAUUCAGGAAUGUUUCGUAUCUACUUUGCUAGCACAACGACAAGAUGUCUGUUACUCUCAUUGUCUUGCCAAAUAAUUUGGUUGCACUAGGCAGCUUGUUGACAGCUUUCGUAAUUUUGUAAAUUAAUUAAUAAAUGAAAUCUUAAGACUGA